CGCUUAUGAAGUUCUAGCACAACUUGAAAAAACUUGAUUCAUCAAGAUUGGAGACAGAAUUGACUGGGAUAAAAAUCCCUACUUUCUCCUGUUUUGACCAAUUUUUUUCUUUUUUUUUCUGGUGCAUCUGACCCAUUUCUAAGGGUUUCUCAGGCCACCCUCGAAGCUUGCUGCCAAGGCACGUGAGAGGGGCCAACGUUUAAUAUUGUCAAAUACGGUCAAAUUUCCGGUCUUCUAUUCAUGUGUUUGUUUUGUAUGGCAUCGGCGUCAUGGCUCUACAAGCAGCACACUUGGUAAACGGCGUGUGGACCACACGCCGUAUAGAUAUCAGUGACCUGCUGGUCCAAGAUCGCGCACGGAGGCCUGAUCUGCGCCGGGACGCUGAACCUCCAAGGCCAAAAGUUGGACUGCUCUCCCAGACAGUCAUUCGAAGUCCAAUUGUUCAAUGGAUUCUUCCUGCUCGUCUGCGAAGCAAGUUCCACAACGAUGUCGCCUUCGUCGGGGAACGGUCCGUGCAUCUAAAGGAAGCGGUCCUAGGUGUCCAUCUAGAAGAUGUGACAACGAAGGCUGACUUCGAUUCCAACAUUAUCGCUGCAAAAGUCAUCAAUGCGUGCACAGAGUUGACAUGGGAAGCUCAGAUGAAGAUGGGGGCUGGAAAUGCAACAUCCUCUCAAAAUUCAGAUAUUCACGAUGCACUCCCCCCUCAGAUUUUAGUCCUCACACUGGAGUCCAGGGAAUUAGUCUUCCUCUAUUGCGCAGUGAAGUCGCCUGUAAAGGAUCCCCAUUUCAUACAUCUUCGAAGGCCUUUGCCCUGUGAUGUGAGUUCUCUGGAGAGAUUUGGUCGACAUGUGGCAGUUGAUCCGAGAUCGCGCGCAAUGGCUGUAGCUGCUUCAGCCGAUUAUUUUGGCGUGUUUAUCUUGAGGUCAUCCGACACAUUGCAGUCGCAGAUGAUGCGAGGAAAUCUAGAUCCAAUCUCAGAGGAGCGUUUCUUCCGGGUUGAUGGUGAUAUCCUAUUCAUGGACUUCCUUUACCCUAAGGCCGAAGAUGGUGAUCGAAUAAUCCUUUUGCUGUUGGUCUCUAAAAAUCAAAACACACAAGUCGUAUGUUACGAUUGGGAAGCAACUGGAAGCCUGAAACAGGCGCAUCCCCGGGUAACAACGAGACCCUUGCCUGCUGAAGACAGACUGCCAACCAUCCUUGUGCCUUUGACAAAGGCCACUUCGUUCAUGCUUAUUACCACUGUUUCGAUGGCGGUCUACCGAAACAUCCUCGAUCCACGUGCGGAUAAACAACCUCAUAGGUAUCCACUUCCCAGGCCUGAUCAAGAGCUGCGACGCUGCCCACUGUGGACCAGAUGGGCGAGACCCUUCCGCAACUGGUUGUACAACCAAAAGCACGAUGACAUAUAUCUUUGUCGAGAAGAUGGGAAGAUAUUUUACCUUGAGAUCGGAAAUGAUGGGGAAAUUGAGCACCAGUCCCAUCUAGGGCAGCUUGGCUGUGAUGUGGAUGCUGCCUUUGACAUUCUCGAUAUCGGCUUCCAAGGUGGUGACCUUCUAUUAGUAGCAGGUAAUAUGGGUGAUGGAGGACUUUUUAUUCAAAAGGCUAGAGAGCAUCCGACAUGUGUCCAGAAAUUCUUGAACUGGGCACCUGUUAUCGAUUCUGUCAUAGUGGACACUACGUCCAGUGACAUUGGCCGAAGCCGUCAUCCUUCAUCGAAAGGCAAUCUAUCCCAUGAACGUCUGUUUGCCUGCACCGGUUCCACCAUUGGCCAGGGAGCUAUAGUCGAACUUCGACAUGGCAUAGAAGCGCGGGUAGGUCUAGUGAUCCCGCUUGACCACUUGUCGGGCACGAGGGACAUUUGGACCAUGUCUGACAAUGUCGAAGGUGGCACGUACCUGCUAGCUUCAGACCCGGUCUCAUCCACACUUCUUUACCUUCCUACAGACACGGGCGAGGAAAUAUAUGCAAUGGAUGAGUCCCAAUCCGGCCUGGACUUUUUUGCACAUACAUUAGCUGGGGGUUGCACGCCGUCUGGUGUAAUUAUCCAGGUGACCAACCAUUCUAUUAACCUUACCUCGCCUCGCACUGAACUCCUCGACCACUGUUUCCGUUAUGAGAGCCAUGAAUCCGUUAUUACUGCCGCCGUUAGUGGCAGACUAUCGCUUAUUGCUACCGCUGUUCGGGUAAAUGAUAAUGUAUUUGUCCACCUCGGUAAAGCAUCUUCUUCCAGUACUGCUCUUACAGUGGAACGGGUUGGUGAACCACUUCUGUUUCCUCAUGAGCCGAUCUCUCUUUUGAUACAGAGUCUGGGUCCCUAUUCCUUGGUAUUUGUCGGCACUGCAAAUGGCAAAGUUAUCGUAUACCGUGUCGAGGAGAAUCAUGCCGUUCUAUGGUCUGAGCACGACAUUGUUCUCACCGAAGAAAUCGAAGCAUCCAAAGCGAUCGAAAGCUUAGUUAUGGUCAGUUCAGAUGAUGGAGGCAAAGAAGCAAGGUGCACAUUGUUUUGCGGUCUCCGAAGUGGUAUACUAGUACCCCUGGAAAUGCAUCACAGCGCAGAGGGCGGCGUCGAGAAGAUAGAACAAGUGCAUAUUCAGAGACUUGGACAGACAACUGUCAGAUUGAGCAGCAAUCCAACUCAAGAAGACUUCGCUCUGGUUCUCUGUGGCGACAAGUUCUGGCAUUUGAAACAUGCUAAUGACGGAGAUUAUACGCUUCAGAAAAUAUGGGUGACAGACCAAAGCAAUCCUUCUUACCUACAAGGGAGCAUAGACGUUGCGACCUUGAUCGAUGCGCAGGACGACCCCAGACCCGAUAGUCUCGCCGGUUCACUUGUCUGCAUCAGUGAGGGACAACUCUUGAUUUGUACCCUAGAUAAGAAUGCGGGACCUGUCCCUCGCCGUAUUCAUCUCCCAGGAAGUGCCAACAGAUUGAUAUAUUCGAAGUAUCUCAACAGUCUGGUUGUGUCAUAUACGCUUGUGGAGCUCGACACGGAAACGGACCCUAUCAAGCGUUACUCGCGACCAACCAUCGAAUUCAUAGACCUUGAUUCUCAAAACCCAGAGGUGAGGAAUCCAGGACCUUCUAUGAGAGACCUGGAUGCCCGCCAGCCAUGGAGGCCCUCUGGAGCGUCAGGAGAGAAGAUCACUUGCCUCCUGGACUGGAUGCCGAAGAGAGAUGGGGCUGAAUACCAUUUUAUCGUUAUUGGAACGGCACGCAAGCAUCAGGAAGAGAAAGGGCGCAUUAUUUUCCUUCAAACUCAGCGCGACCGGGCCACCGGGCAGAUCGAGUGUGUUGUCAAACAUGUCCAUAAGUUCGAAGGUGCUGUGCAUGCUGUCGCACCAUACGGUGAUUUCACCUUGAUGGUUGCUACCGGUUAUGAUAUCGUUCCCUUGGAGCCGAAGUUUUCUGAAAAAAGAUGGGUUCGAUCGGCCCGGUACAGAUUGACGUCUCCGGCUGUCUCGAUCAGUGUCCACGAGCCAUUCCUGUAUCUGUCGACCUCGAGAGAGUCCUUGGUGGUUCUCAAAAUCACUGAUGACAAGUUGGUUUUAUAUUCUCAUGACAGAGUGAAACGAGAGGGUGUCUCCCAUUUCCACAUCGGAGGAGAAGCGAAGCUGACUCUGGCCACAAGCAGAGGUGGUACAGUCAGCGCUCUGACCGAGAUUGGUGUCACAACAAACGAUAAAGUCAUGCCAGCACCGCUCGCGGAAGCCCAUCUACCAGUCUCAAUCAUGAAACUCAACCCCAGUCACACCAUCUCAUCUUCGCCCUCAGCUACAGUCACCUACGGCACCGCUCUCGAUGGGACAGUCUACCGCCUCACAACCCUCACGGAGAAAGAAUGGCGUCUCCUGCGCUUCUUGCAAAAUAUAUGCAUGAGAGACCCCAUAAUAUGUCCCUUCGGUUCGGUCCGAAAACGACGCUGGAUCCCCGCAGAGAUCGAACCCUCGACGACCAAGCCAUCCACCAUGCAUGUGAAUGGUGACAUAUUGAGCCGACUCCUGAGUCACGGCAGCGACUAUCUCCGACAGAUGUUAUCGAUAGAGUACGACUCCCACGGCACUGGCAACACAACAACUUCGACCAGCACUGCAAUGGAGCGGUUUUCCGACCUCGCUGUAGAAGUCUUCGGGGAGUCCGAGAAUCCCGUCAAGAACGUAAUCGAGUGGUUGAGGAAUAUACUCGCGAUCAACCUCUGAGAUAAAAUAGUUACUAGUGCGGUGUCUAUAUUUUCUUUUUGUUCCUUGUUAUGCGCUGCCUACGCGGAUGACUUGGGAAAGGAAGCUUUCCUUGAUUCUUUUUUCUUUCCCCUUUUUUUUUCUUCCAUUUUUCCCUGGCCUUUUUGGGUCCUGCAUUCGACAUUGUUAUUAGGACGACUAAAAGUUUUUCUCUACUUUAACAGUAGAAGCUGUAGCACGGGUU
Molecule: messenger RNA, 4419 nt
Organism: Paecilomyces variotii
Lineage: Eukaryota; Fungi; Ascomycota; Eurotiomycetes; Eurotiales; Thermoascaceae
Product: mono-functional DNA-alkylating methyl methanesulfonate N-term-domain-containing protein
Exons: 5
Coding region: 270-4196 (1308 amino acids)
Biological process (GO): mRNA splicing, via spliceosome
Cellular component (GO): U2 snRNP; nucleus
Molecular function (GO): protein binding; U2 snRNA binding
Source: RefSeq, a predicted model, not a curated record